Symbiodinium necroappetens is the source of this 218-nucleotide messenger RNA. Lineage: Eukaryota; Dinophyceae; Suessiales; Symbiodiniaceae. The record is from the annotation of a GenBank genome assembly.
AUGACGGGCCUUGCGGAGAAGAUGCAAGAUGCCGGCUACCGGACGCACCUGGUGGGCAAAUGGGACGCAGGGAUGGCCACGCCCUUACACACUCCGCUGGGUAAGGGCUACGAUUCCUGGCUGGGGUACUUCCAGCAUGCCAAUGACUACUGGCAAGAAAGCAUGCCCUUCACAUCCACAGGCAACGUUGACAUUUGCUUGAGCCUUGGCUUUGCUAG